UAUCAAUGUUUCCUCUGUNGAGAAAAAAGAUGCAGUGUACAAUACUACCUUUGCUUUUAUGCAUACACAUUCUAUAAUUGAUACUUUGAAAGAAGAUAAUGAAGUACACACUCACAUGAAGGAAAUAAAUACAUUUUAUGAUAUUUAUGGAAGUCCAGAACAAGUUCGUAGUAAUAAUACAGAUAUAGAUUCAGAUUACACUACUUCAACGUUGAGCAUGCCAAAUGAAAAUUCAUGUGGCAAUAAAGAUUUAUUAGACUUGGAUACUGAUAAUACAUCAUUGUCUUUUAACAACGGACAACAAAAUGAUAAAGCCACUGAAAUUGUAGAAACAGAAAAUGUACAUCUGUCUUCUUCAUUUAUUACAAAUCUCAGUAGUGAUAAAGAAGAAACCGACAAAGAAAGCGUGAUAAUACUGCUACUACGGACUAUGAAACACAUAAUAGCGAUUAUAGUUUAGAUGAUUCAGAAGUAGAGAAUAGUAAACAUUCAAGAUCAUUUGUUAACGAUAUUAAUACUACUACAUUUUAUAAUUCUUCAGCUAAUAACACAACAGAAACUUCUUUUGAUACAUUUCUAAUACUUAAUGUAGAAGGAUUUUCUGCAUGUGAUGAUACUAAUAUGUUUGUUGAAACAUNGCGUGGUCCUAAAGGUCAAGGUAAAACUAAUUUUUGUUUUUUUUGUAACAAAAUGCAAACAAAGAUAGUUCGACACUUAGAAACAGUACAUAAGGAUGAAGAAGACGUAAAAAAGUUUAAAUUUCUUCCUAAAGGCAAUAGCGAGAGAAGACAUAUCAUAGAUUGUUUGCAAAAAAAGGAAACCUUUGUAUAUAACGUAGAUCCUAGAUUUAAUGCUGGAAAUGUUAUACCAUGUAGACGACCGCGUAAAAAUCUAAAACGUACUGCUGUAGAUUUUGCACCAUGUGCCAAGUGUAAAGGCUACUUUGCCAAAAGCAGUUUUAGAUAUCAUUUUAGACAUUGUCAUGUAAAACAGGGACGAACUGUAAGAUCAACUUUAGCUUUGGCACGUAAAGUUGUCGGUCACAUUCAUAAAGAUGCAUGUCAACAAUUAAGAGAACAUAUUUUU
Molecule: messenger RNA, 1086 nt
Organism: Pseudomyrmex gracilis
Lineage: Eukaryota; Metazoa; Arthropoda; Insecta; Hymenoptera; Formicidae
Exons: 2
Coding region: 59-460 (133 amino acids)
Source: RefSeq, a predicted model, not a curated record